This is a messenger RNA of Lolium rigidum, 802 nucleotides long. RefSeq lists its product as uncharacterized. NCBI's taxonomy places the organism in Eukaryota, Viridiplantae, Streptophyta, Magnoliopsida, Poales, Poaceae. The coding region runs from base 305 to 802 and encodes 165 amino acids. The transcript has 5 exons. The record is from RefSeq and is a predicted model, not a curated record.
GCUGCCUCAUCUUCUCCUCCGAUUCGCCCCGCCUUGCUUUGCCUCCACCCAUCUUCACUGCCCGAAUUCUUCGCCAGACGAUGGUCGCCGCCUUUUGAUCAAUGAGAGAGAAGAGGAGACGGGAUCGAGGGCGUCGCCGGUGGCACCAAGUUGACUACACCAAGAUUUUGGGAAUCAGAUCUGCAUCAUGCCGGUCAAAUAGACCGUCACCGCUCACAUCCCCGCCCUCCAACGCCAUGGGGUUUCCUCUGUGCCCCCAACAACACAGGCGAGCCCCCUGGCCUCUCUCUGUGUACUCCUUUCCAUGCCGCCUGUGCUCUAUGUAGGAGCAGGUAGGGCCAUGAGGAGCCCGUGCCUGGAUGGGUGGGGGCGUCUGUUACCCGAGGUCGUCGGCAGGCGGUGUUUGAAGGAGGAACAGGGCCGACAACCAGAACAUGAGCACUACCGGAACAACAAGUUCUUGGUCCCCAAAUCUCUUUUGCAAGUUGGGCAGCCACCAGAAGCGACCUGGGAGUUGGAACAGUGGUUGUUUCAAGCAAACACAAAAUGGCAUGAGGUUCGUGAAACCAGGCUCAACACCAGCAUGAGGUUCAGGUCCAUCUGUCGAGUCUUCUACUGGUUCUUCAGGUUCCAUCUUGUUUGUGUUGCUGUAAAGAUUCAAGAUUUUCGAGAUUCAAAAAGAAAUUACUUCCUGCUGCAUACAAGUACAACACCAGCAGGUUCUACUUCCUUUGUUCCUACGUGGAGCAGAUUUUGCUGCAAAUAUGAACACAAACCGGACAGGUUCUACUUCCUUCAUUAG